AUGACCAGAAGCAAGCUCGUGAAUCAUGCGGCGAAAUUGUCGGAAGGUCUACGACUUCAGAAACGAACGCAACUUACCGUGGGUACCUUCUCAAAAGCAAGGUUUAAAAGUACGGACGAGAAAUUGGCAGAGUUGUUUCAGUCCGGUCCUUGUGAAAAAACGAUUCUUCAUCCGGGGAAUUCCUGGCUACAUCCUGGAACAGCUCAAUUUGAUUUCCGGAGUGAUGUUUGCACUACUCCUACCAUUUCGAUGCUUAAAUCCAUCGUUCAAACUACCUUACUUGACGAUGUCUUCCGUGCUGAUCCAACCACUAUUGACCUAGAGCUACACAUAGCCAGUCUAGCCUCUCACCCAGCCGCGCUUUUUGUUCCCUCUGGAACAAUGGCGAAUCAGGUUGCGCUACGCACUCACCUUAAGCAGCCACCUCAUGCAGUGCUAUGCGACCAUCGCAGCCAUAUCAUCGAGUGGGAAGCUGGUGGGGUUGCGAGCCUUUGUGGCGCACUCGUGAAAGGUAUAAUACCAUCAAAUGGUAAAUUUAUCACGCAGGAAGAUAUUCAACAAAAAGUCGUGCUUGGUGAUGAUAUUUGCAGCACACCCACGCGGGUUAUAUCGCUGGAAAACACUCUUGACGGUACUAUUAUGCCAUUGGAGGAGACAAGACGAAUCACUUCUUUUGCUCGGAGAAAUGGAAUUAAGACUCAUCUCGAUGGUGCACGUCUAUGGGAGGUGGUUGCAGCGGGCGCAGGGUCGCUAGAUGAAUAUUGCAAGUUGUUUGACAGCGUAAGUCUUUGCUUCUCCAAGGGUCUCGGAGCACCCGUGGGAAGCAUCCUUGUUGGGGAUCAACUUUUCAUCCAUCACGCUCGAUGGAUUCGAAAAUCUAUUGGUGGUGGCCUCAGACAAUCGGGCGUCUUGACAGCUGCAGCUAGAGUAGCAGUAGACGAGACAUUCGGGAGCGGUUCGCAGGGAAAAGGCGGAAAACUACGUCGUAGCCAUGAAUUAGCUAAAAAGGUUUCUGAAAGUUGGACAAAGCUGGGUGGGAGUUUAUUGAAGGACACAGAGACAAACAUGGUAUGGUUAGAUUUGGAACGCGCUGGGGUAGAUAUAGGUCUUUUCACUCAGCUUGGAGAAGAGUACGGUAUCAAAGUUUCCGGGCCAAGAUUGGUCAUACAUUAUCAAAUCAACCAAGAGGCGAUAAAAAGGCUAGAGACGGUGUUCAGAAAGGCUCUUUGCAAAGCAAGCUGA
This is a messenger RNA of Blumeria graminis f. sp. triticale, 1242 nucleotides long. The record is from the annotation of a GenBank genome assembly. Lineage: Eukaryota; Fungi; Ascomycota; Leotiomycetes; Helotiales; Erysiphaceae.